Rotaria sp. Silwood1 is the source of this 2775-nucleotide messenger RNA. NCBI's taxonomy places the organism in Eukaryota, Metazoa, Rotifera, Eurotatoria, Philodinida, Philodinidae. The record is from the annotation of a GenBank genome assembly.
AUGGAAUAUCUUGAAAAAUUAAAAACUUAUGGUGAUCAAGUAAAAAAUGUUGUUGUUAAAUCUAUGGUUGAUACAGCUCAUGGUGGACAAAAAAUGCUUAAAGAUGUUUUACCAGGCAAUUUAGUUACACGAGAAUUUGAACUUGUUCAACCACUUGGAUCAGCUGGUCCGGGUCUUCUUUGGAGGAUCUAUGGAGCAAUUAAACGUACAACUAAACAAGAGGCAGCUGUAUUUGUUUUACAAAAACGUUUAUUAGAUAAAUAUUCAAAAAAAGAUCGUGAAUUAAUUCUUGAAGCAAUGAAAAAAGGUGUACAACAAUUAGCAAAGAUAAAACAUCCUCGUAUAUUAAGUCUUCAACAUCCAUUAGAAGAAUCACGAGAUAGUCUUGCAUUUGCAACUGAAUCUUGUUUUGCUAGUCUUGCUAAUUGUCUUGGUUGCUAUGAUAAUAUGACUCAACCUAUACCAAAAGAAUUUGAAGAUUAUAAACUUCAUGAUGUUGAAAUUCGUUAUGGUAUUGUUCAGCUUUGUGAAGGAUUAAAAUUUUUACAUAAUGAAGUAAAAUUACUUCAUCGAAAUAUAUCACCUGAAUCAAUUAUAAUUAAUACUAAUGGUGCAUGGAAAAUAGCUGGUUUUGAAUUAUGUAUUCAAGGUUCAGCUGAUGGAGCAACUUAUCCAUUUCGUGAUUAUGAUGGAAAUAUUCCACCUAUACUUAAUCCACAACUUGAUUAUAUGGCACCUGAAUAUGUAACAAAUAAAAGUUAUGAUAGUCAAUCAGAUAUGUUUUCACUUGGUAUGCUUAUAUUUGCAUUAUAUAAUCAUGGUAAAACAUUAUAUGAAUGUCAUGAUAAUUAUUCAUCAUUUACAAAAAUGUGUGAUGAACUUAAAGUACUAAAUACAACAAAAUUAUCUAUUUUACCAAAAGAAGCAUGUGAACAUGUUAAAAUGUUAUUAAGUACAAAACCAGAAUUACGACCAGAUGCUGAACAAUUUUCAAAAGUACCUUUUUUUGAAGAUAUUGCAACAAAAACAUUAGAAUAUCUUGAUUCAUUAUUUCAAGUUGAUAAUAUUCAAAGAUCAAUGUUUUAUAAAAGUCUUCCACAAGUUAUUGAUAAAUUACCAAUGCGUGUCAAUUUACAACGUAUUACUUCAGCAUUAGAACUUGAAUUUAUUGAUUCUGAAAUGGUUCCAUUUGCUCUUCCAAAUAUGUUUCUUAUUGCUGAAAAAGCAAGUAAUGAUGAAUAUCGAAAAUAUAUAUUUCCUAAGCUCAAACAAGUUUUUAAAAUACAAAAACCUCCUCAGGGAAGUGGAGCAUCGGGUUCUAUUAUGCAGACUCUUUUAAUUUUAAUGCGUAAUAUGAAAUUAAUGUUAACAAAAACUCCAUCAGAAGAUAUUAAACAAUAUAUUUUACCUGUUGUUUAUAAUGCACUAGAUGCUGAAUCAUCACAAGUUCAAGAACUUUGUUUAGCAAUUAUACCAUCAUUUGCACAUCUAAUUGAUUUACAAGCAAUGAAAUAUUCUAUAUUACCACGUAUAAAAAAGAUUUGUUUUGAAACAAUAACAUUAAGUGUUCGUGUUAAUUCUUUAAUAUGUCUUGGAAAAUUAGUUGAAUCAUUAGAUAAAUGGAUUAUUAUUGAUGAAGUUUUACCACUUCUUCAAUCUAUACCAUCACGUGAACCAGCUGUACUUAUGGCAAUAUUAGGUAUAAUUAAAGUUGCUAUGUCAUCAACAAAAGCUGGUGGUUUACCACGUGAAAUAAUUGCAACAAAGAUUAUACCAUUUUUAGUACCUAUAUCAAUUGAAACAAGUCUUAAUCUAAAUCAAUUUAAUGCAUAUAUGUCAACAAUUAAAGGUAUGUUACAAACAGUUGAAAUUGAACAACGUAAAAAACUUGAACAACUUUCACAACAAGCAUCAAAUGCACCAAUUGUACCAAUUGGUCCAACAGCAACAACAACAACUGAUUUUCAUUUUGAUCAAAAUUCAUCUUCAAUGAUGGAUCAAUUUAUGACUGGUCAUGGAUUUAAUUCGGAAAUAGCACAAAAUAAAAGUAUAUCACCAAUAUUUGAUAAUAAUCAAUCCAAUGAUAAUAUAAAAUCACAAAAAAUCUCAUCUUCAUUAACAAAUUCAACAGAAAAUUCAUUAGUAAAAAAAACAUUAACAUUAGAAGAAAAAGAACGUAUUAUACGUCAAACUGAACAAACACAACGUAUGAAAUCUCAAGGUGAACUUAUACCUGAACGUAAAACACCAUUAUCAUCAUUGUCAAAUACAAAUUCAAAUGUUCCACUUAUGACAAUGACACCAACAGCAUCAUCAACAACAGCAUCAAAUACAUCUUCAACAUAUUUUAAAGAUUUAACAAGUUCUUUAUUUGAUCCAAAUCCACCAAAACAAUCUUUUUAUGGUAUGUCUAAUUCUCAAACAAUGCCAUCACUUGUACGUCCAACUAUGACAUCACUACCACAACAACAAAUACGGCCAACAUUAAAUUUUUCGUCAUCAACAAAUUCUACUGAUUUAACAUCAAGUCUUUUGAAUAAUAUUAAUUCACUUGCUUCUCGAUCACAAACAACUUCAACAACAAUACCAAUGAAUUCAAUGGCUACAAAAUCAUCAAUGCCUUCGCCUUAUUUUAAUUCAAGUGCAACAAAUACUACAGCUUUAUUUCAACCACCACCUCCACCAGGCUCAACUGUAAUCAAAGGUUCUACUACAUCAUCAAAUAUAACACAUUCGAAAAGUGCAUCCUCUGAACUUGAUGAUCUUUUUAAUUGA